AUGACACAGGCUUCAGAACCUCAAGAAAUUCACAAACGGAAGCGCGAUGCGGACGAUGCUGGCAGCCAGAACAACUCAGACCGCAUCCCUCAACCGCCUCCACCGCAAUCUGGCAACUCGAUCCUCAUCAAUUACCUGACCAAGUCGAGCACCGGAAGACUGGAGCUCAUUCCCGGUGACGCUGACACAUUUUCCGAUGUUCUUGGCCUUCUCAACAGUUAUGAAGCCAACCUAGGUGCCAAGCUCACAGGCCCUCGCCUGCUGAGGGCCAUGGAGGGUGUUUUCGAAGGGCCCAUCAUUGCAUCUCCCGCAUCUCCAUACCAUCAUCAGCACGCGCCAAUAAGCUGGCUUGAUAUCGUCACAUUCGCGCGAUCAAACUCGGACAAAUUUGUACUGACCACAAACGCUGAUGGCGAGCGAUCAUGCCAGUUCUUCCUCAAUGGGUCGCAGGUACAAAUCCUUGAAGACGACUGGCGACUGAUAGUGAACGGCACCCUUGACCGAUUCUCCAUUGCCUCAAACGCACCGCUCGAGGAAGACGAAACGGCCGAGCUGGCGACGCUAGACAUUGUUGAAAAGAGGUUACAGGUACUCAUCAAGAAAGCAGACGAGGUCGCCAAGAGGGCCCGUCAGCUGAAUUAUCACCUAAGCGGCCGAAAAGCUGCCAUCAACUCAAGACACAACAGCAGCUCACAAUCGCCCGGAUUCCAUCCUGUUUCCUCUCCACACCGACAUGGCGGUCCAGGGCCCAGCUACGAUCUUCGCGCCGACCUCUUGCAGCAGUUUACUGCUUUCACCGUUCAGUCAUUGGCACAGCGGACGCCACCUGUUCAUUCUCAAGAUGCUGGUCAUAUCCUUCACAACUUGACUAGCACCUCGGAUCAUCGUCAGCAACUGCCAACGCAGCCUGGUCGAUCUCCUUUGCCGUCCGCUCCACCUGUGCACCGGAGGGACUCUUUCGACCCAUCCGCAGUCCACCGUACCGCGAUGACCUCGCGCAUAGAGAGACUCGACAAAGGAAGCCCAAUCUACCCACCAUGUGACCGUUGUCGACGACUGAAAUCGCCCUGCAUCAAGCAUCUUACGGCAUGCCAGGGUUGUACCAAAAAGCAUGCCAAGUGCUCCUGGAAAACCAUCACAGAGCGCGAAAUUGCAUGGCUUGAACGGGAAGAGAACAACGCGGGGGAUGCUGAAAUGGAAGGCAGUGGAUCUGGUUCGGGUCACGCGACAGGGUUGAAAUAUGACGCCAGCCACGAUGAGCAGCGACACACGACGGAUGAGUCUGUAGGCUCGCCACCAGCCCGUGGAGAAAGCUCGAGACCGGGCAGCAGGGGAAGCCAGCCUACGAUACGACCACCUUCUCCAGCCGAAACGGCAGAGAAGAGGGCACCGCCGAAUAGUCUGCCGGAGAUUCGCGUGUCCGUCUCGCCCUCGGCAUCCAAGCCGUGGCCAGCAGACAUACUUCACCGUGACGAUCAUCCGGGCCCACACAGAGACCAUGCUCGGCUGAGCCAUAUGGCCUCGGUAGCCACAGCGGCAGCGGACGCUCGAGAUGGUGUCAUCAGGCAAGCCCCUUCGCCAUCAGGGCAUUAG
Molecule: messenger RNA, 1593 nt
Organism: Verticillium dahliae VdLs.17
Lineage: Eukaryota; Fungi; Ascomycota; Sordariomycetes; Glomerellales; Plectosphaerellaceae
Exons: 3
Coding region: 1-1593 (530 amino acids)
Biological process (GO): regulation of DNA-templated transcription
Molecular function (GO): DNA-binding transcription factor activity, RNA polymerase II-specific; zinc ion binding
Source: RefSeq, a predicted model, not a curated record